Molecule: messenger RNA, 489 nt
Organism: Eucalyptus grandis
Lineage: Eukaryota; Viridiplantae; Streptophyta; Magnoliopsida; Myrtales; Myrtaceae
Product: precursor of CEP9-like
Exons: 1
Coding region: 1-489 (162 amino acids)
Biological process (GO): regulation of root development; nitrate import; root development
Cellular component (GO): extracellular region
Molecular function (GO): hormone activity
Source: RefSeq, a predicted model, not a curated record
AUGGCUGAUCUCCAAGUCAUAUCAAUAUUUGUGAUCAUUUUCACCUUCAUUGCGUUCGAUGCAAUUCUAACUUCUGAGGGAAGGUCAAUAAAAUCGGCAUGGGAGGACGAACUCCGUGCAAUUAAUUAUGACCAAAUGCACAGACAAGCAUCGCAAUUUCUCCCGCCGAGUCAGUCUCCUACGAACGAUGAUCAUCUUGAUGAGGGGGAGGAGAUGGUUCCUUCGCCUAUAGCACAUGAUCAGGCGGCCAGUUUGGGCGAGUCAGAAGCAGUGUACAAGAAUGAUUUCCGCCCCACAGCCCCUGGGAGCAGCCCCGGAUUGGGCCAUUCUUUCGAUGGCUUAAAGAAGGAAGCUGUUCGACCGAAAGCUCCGAGUGGUGAUGAGGAAAGGCUAAUCGUUGCGGGUCAACCAAAUGAUUUCGAAGGCACAAGACCGGGUCACAGCCCCAGUGUCGGCCAUGAUUUUCAGAAUGAGGAACCAAAAGCCUAA